GCAGCCAGAAACCAACUUCUCCCGGCGCGCCCAGGCGCAGCUCUGCCUCCAGAGGUCGGCUGGCCUCGCUCCGGUUCCAGAGCCGCAGCUCCUUCGGAGGCGGCUCUUGCACCCUGGGUCCGAGAAGGAGCUACGCCGCCGUGCCUGUCUCUUGGGCCCCUUCGCCCACCGCCAGCCCCGUUCUCGACGCCGGCCCCACUCGCCCCCCUCCCCUUAUGCCCGGCUGUGCCAAGCGAUGACUCUGAGCUCGGAGAUGUCCGAUGUCGCCUCCGCCUUGGCCGAAGAGACAGACAUCGAUGUGGUCGGGGAGGGAGAGGACGAGGAGGAGGAAGAGGAGGAGGAGGAAGAGGAGCCCCUCCGUCGGCGGCCUUAUGAGGAAGAGGAAGAGGAGGAGGAAGACGAGGAGAUCGCGCUGCUGCCCAGGUCUCCGCGGGCGGGCGCGCCAGGGGGGUCCCCCGGCUCCGGGUCGCCCUCUUCCUCUUCUUCCUCCUCCUCCUCCUCUUCCUCCCAGCAGGGCCCUUUCAGGGCUGCCGGAGGAGCGGGAGGCGGCGGAGGCAGCGGCGGCGGCAAGAACAGCCUGGUGAAGCCGCCCUACUCCUACAUCGCGCUGAUCACCAUGGCCAUCCUGCAGAGUCCCAAGAAGCGGCUGACGCUGAGCGAGAUCUGCGAGUUCAUCAGCGCCCGCUUCCCUUACUACCGCGAGAAGUUCCCCGCCUGGCAGAACUCCAUCCGCCACAACCUGUCGCUCAACGACUGCUUCGUCAAGAUCCCCCGCGAGCCGGGCAACCCGGGCAAGGGCAACUACUGGACACUGGACCCGGAGUCGGCCGACAUGUUCGACAACGGCAGCUUCCUGCGCCGCAGGAAGCGCUUCAAGAGGCAGCAGCUCCAGGCGCCCGACCUGCUCCUGCGCGGCCUCGAACCCGCCGCCUUCCUGCAAGCGCAGCAGCCGCAGCCCCAGCCGCCGCCGCCGCCGCCGCCUGCCCAGCAGCACCAAGGGCCGCCGCCUGCCUCUGCCUACGCCUACGGGCCCUACAGCUGCGGCUACGGCCUUCAGCUCCAGCCUUACCACCCUCACUCGGCUCUCUUCGCCUUCCAGCCGCAGCACCAGGCCCGGCAGCCUCCGCCCGGGUCCGUCUUGCCGGCGGCCCCGCCUUCCCUCCUCCCCGCUCCGGCGGGCGCUGACUUGGCCAGUAGGACUAGCAGCUUCAGCUACCCGGCCCAUCUCAGCCCUUCUCUGACUGCCUCCUUGCAUGCUGCCGCCGCCGCCAAAACCAGCUCGGCCCUGUCCAGGUCCCCUUUCUCCAUCGAGAGCAUCAUCGGGGGCAGCUUGAGCCCCGCCGCGGGGAGCAGCUGCGCCUCCCAGUCCGCCGUGCUCCCGGUGCUGGCGAGAUCUUUGAUGGCCUCCUCGCCUUUGCCUUCUUCUGUCGCUUCGUCGUCCGCUGCUGCUGCCGCUGCUGCCGCCGCCGUUGCUGCCGCCUCUUUAGGGACGCUGCACCAAGGAGCAGCCUUGGCCAGUGUCGAAAACUUUACUGCUAGGAUUUCCAAUUGUUAAUUGUCUUGCCGAAGGAAGGUAGGAUCUGCGCUCCCUUGUUUUGAUUACCGCCCCUCCGCCCUCCAAGAGAGACCUUUUCUAGGCAGAUAUCUCGAUUGGUUUGCUCUCGGCCCUUCCGGUUUGCUCUUCUUCAGUACCUCUAUUUAUGCAAAGCCAUUUCUAUAUGCUGCACAGACAGAAAGACAAAUGGCAAAGGAGUGGUCCUUAAUUCUUUCCUUUAAACCCCACUCACUCAUUAAGACAAAAUCUCUCAAUCAUUCCACUUCAGAGAUUCUUGGGUCCAGGGAUUAAAACAACAACAAAAAACUCCAUAUACAUACAGAAUGAGGAAAGAAAAUGUUGAAGGACAGUCAAACACCUUCUUUCAUUGUAGUCUUAUGUACUUUAUAUAUGAAAAGAUUAACAUGUUUACACAGAAGAAAGUGGAGAUUAUCAUUUCUUAUUUUAACCUGCAGUUUUUUGUUUUUGUUUUGUAUCAUAAUAGGCUUAUGGAGUUUUUCUUUUAUUUUGUACUUUAUGCAUAUUCUUUACCAGGAAUAUUGUUAAGAUUAUGGGCAAGUGAUAUUAUUCCACCCUCAUUGUAAAAAACAAAACAAAACAAUUUUAACAUUUUUUAAAAAUCAAUUGAUUUCCAAAAGCAUAAAUAGUACCAUUGGCUUUAGGCCUUCAAAUCAUUAGUGCUUUUGUCCUGUGAACUUUUCAUAUAUGCUUUAUCUAGAAUACUUGGUCUUCUGAAGAGUGUUGAUUCCAGGUUAGAUGAAUAAUCUGGUAUUGCAGAGAUAGAGCAAAAAUACUUUUUCAGCCAAGUAACUCACAGAAGCAUCCACAACCUGUCUAAACUGAAGAAUCUGCACAUAAGUCUUUUGGACCCCAUAGAAUUCAAUGGGAUUGGCACCCCACACAUGCAGGCUUAUUAGGAUGCAAGCCACACCCCUACCCCACUUUCUUCCAUUUGGAUUUCUAAAUAAGUACUCAGGAUCGCGGCCAUCUUGGAAGUUCCGUUUGCAACCAAUGGGACUUUCUUUCUAGUAAAAUAUGAUGCCAAUCGGCUUAAAUUUUCUACCAUACUUAAACUUCACCCACUCAUGGAUGAAACUGUUAUGAUAUGUCAAGCGGUGAAAAUAUGAUCUUCAAGCCUCUGUGAAUAAAAAUACAUGAACCAAAGAAAAAGCAACUCUUUUGGUGAUGGAUAACUUCAGCUUUCUGCAGGUUAUAAUCUUCUAUAAAUACAACUUUUUGUAUCUGAAUAAAAUAAUUUUAGAUUCUUU
Messenger RNA from Hemicordylus capensis (graceful crag lizard), 2823 nucleotides. It is a transcript of the gene FOXD1, whose product is annotated as forkhead box D1. The transcript has a single exon. The coding region runs from base 236 to 1555 and encodes 439 amino acids. The record is from RefSeq and is a predicted model, not a curated record. NCBI's taxonomy places the organism in Eukaryota, Metazoa, Chordata, Lepidosauria, Squamata, Cordylidae. Gene Ontology annotation, biological process: cell differentiation; regulation of transcription by RNA polymerase II; anatomical structure morphogenesis. Gene Ontology annotation, molecular function: DNA-binding transcription factor activity, RNA polymerase II-specific; RNA polymerase II cis-regulatory region sequence-specific DNA binding.